Messenger RNA from Aphanomyces astaci, 1051 nucleotides. RefSeq lists its product as hypothetical. Gene Ontology annotation, biological process: peptidyl-L-cysteine S-palmitoylation; protein targeting to membrane. The record is from RefSeq and is a predicted model, not a curated record. The transcript has 4 exons. NCBI's taxonomy places the organism in Eukaryota, Oomycota, Saprolegniomycetes, Saprolegniales, Verrucalvaceae. Gene Ontology annotation, cellular component: endoplasmic reticulum; Golgi apparatus. Gene Ontology annotation, molecular function: protein-cysteine S-palmitoyltransferase activity. Bases 328 to 993 code for a protein of 221 amino acids.
CUUCUAUCCAGCCGCAAGUGUUUGCCUGAGAUGCUUUUUCAGCACAAGAGGUACGAUGCAUGCUCCAACCUAUGACCGAACGUGGCUCCAUGUAGCCCAGUCAUUCGGGGUCUGAGCUGGAUACCUGUGGGGUUGGUGACCGCUCUCAUCGCGUUGGAGUACGUGGUGUUCAUCCGCUUUCACAUCCGUGCCAAGCUGCUAGUUGGCGAUGACUCGAUUGCGCUCGUCUUGGAGUUCCUUGCGUUCAACUCGCUGACGGCUCUCACAGCCAUUUCCUACUACCGAGUCGUUGCCACAGGUACAUGACAUCAGCACGGUCUCGUCAUCAUGUUCCAUCCCUCGUUUACUCCAGACCCCGGCUUUAUCAACGACAAAUUGGCCGACUACCUUCGCAUGCGCGCCCAACAAGCCGGCAUCCAACUACCCAACUGCCGGAGCUGUCACAAACCCAAACCGAGUCGUGCCCAUCAUUGCAGCAUCUGCAAAAUGUGUGUCGUCAAAAUGGAUCAUCACUGUCCGUGGGUGGGAAACUGCGUGGGGCUGCGCAACUACAAGUACUUUUACAUGUUUGUCACUUACGGUGCUAUCACGUGCGGCCUGAUUGUCCUUCGGCUGUUUGAUCCGUUCUUCCGCGCAGUGCAUCACAUGGACAACACGCUGCCGCUUCACGCGAUCCUGGCUUACGUCAUGGCUGCCAGUGUGACGUUAUCUCUGACGUUGUUUGUGGGUUUCCACUCGUACUUGAUCUUCCAAGGGCAAUCCACGCUUGAGCUCAACGUGUAUGGCCGUCGCAGUCCAUAUCGAUACCGCGAGAUGGCUCAGAAUUGGCGGGCCGUGUUUGGCUCAAACUGGCACUCGUGGCUGCUGCCGUUGGUGCCAGAAAAUGCCGACUAUGACUACAUGAUGUGGACACGGAACCAUGACGUGGAAGCCCAGCGCUCCUACGACGACCACGACGACGACGAAGAGUCGAACGUGAGCUUAAUUCUGUAACUAGCUAGUUAGCAAGUCGUAUACAAAUCAAACUUCCGAGUGGUCAAACUUGGCUUUC